CCCGCAAUUACUUUUUUCGAAUCAAUACUUCAGAGCAUCGAUUACAGCAAUCUAAUACUAAUCUUCCCAUCCAACACCAGAACCAGAAACCCAUAUUGAGAGUGACGCAGUCAUGGCCAGCCCAGCAGUCUUGACUCCGGUCAAGAGCCGCUCCUCGCUCUUCUCUACCCGCACCGCUGGCGGUCGGAUCCCAUUGACGCCCUCUCCCCGCACCCCCCGCACCCAGACGUCCGAUGUGCAGGCACACGAGUCGAUCCAUGGCGGCAACCUCAUGCCCCGCUUCCAGCGCUCCAUCUCAAAGGCUACCCGCGAUUCGCCCAAGUCAAACAUUGCCCGUCAGAGCCAAAACUCACCACGCCGCCUCGAGCUUGGUGUAACAGAAUGGUCGCUUACGGGAACGGGUACGACAACGACAACCAAGACACCCAAGGCAAAGAAGGAUGGCACCCUUCGCUCACGGCCCACCAAGACCCGCAUCGCCUACAACGCCGCCGACCGCUUUAUCCCCAACCGGACCGCGAGCGAGGCCAUCGUCAACGUCGGCACAGGCAAGCUCGACCUUGACCAACGACCAAAGUCUAGCUCCAAGACCGAGGGCUCAGCCGUGCUUGCUACUGCCGCGAGUGCUUUCGACCUAGGCGGCCGUGGAUCAGAGGAGGAUAUCACACUUUCGCUGGAGGGCUUGAAUCUGGACGACGAUGAGCACGACGCUCCGUCUCGCUCGAAACCCGCUCCCGGUACAGCGGCAUACCAAUCAACACUUGCUUCAGCAUGCGGUAUCAGCACCAACACCCGCAUUCUCGCAUUCAAGCCUGCCCCACCAGAGUCGUCCAAGCCCAUCGACCUCCGCACCCAGUAUAACCGUCCCCUCAAGCCGGCCUCGGGCGUCAAUGCACAGAGCCGCCGUCGCAUCCCCUCGGCACCUGAUCGUGUUCUUGAUGCUCCUGGCCUUGUGGACGACUACUACCUCAACCUCCUGGACUGGUCUUCUGGCAACCAGGUCGCCAUUGGCCUUGAGCGCUCCGUCUAUGUCUGGUCUGCUGAUACAGGCUCAGUCGCCUCGCUCCUCGAGUGCCCCGCUGAUACCUAUAUUUCUUCCGUCAAGUGGUCCGGCGAUGGUGCCUACGUUGGUGUCGGCCUGGGCUCGGGCGAAGUUCAGAUCUGGGACGUUGAGGAGCAGACCAAGCUCCGCAGCAUGUUCGGACACGAGACUCGCGUUGGUGUCAUGGGCUGGAACAAGCACCUCCUCUCCACUGGAGCUCGAUCCGGCCUCGUCUACAACCACGACGUUCGCGUCGCUCAACACAAGGUCGCUGAGCUCGUCUCUCACACGGGCGAGGUCUGCGGUCUCGAAUGGCGCGCCGACGGCGCUCAGCUCGCAACUGGCGCCAAUGACAACAUGGUCAACAUCUGGGAUGCGCGUGCGCUCGCCGCUCCCAAGUUCACAAAGACCAACCACCGUGCUGCCGUCAAGGCUGUCUCAUGGUGCCCCUGGCAAUCCAACCUCCUUGCUACUGGCGGCGGUUCCAACGAUCGCCAAAUCUACUUCUGGAACACCACGACUGGCGCUCGCAUCAACCACAUUGCCACCGACUCUCAAGUCACUAGCCUGCGAUGGAGCACCCACUACAAGGAGAUUGUCAGCACCGGUGGCUUUCCCGACAACAGCUUGAGCAUCUGGAGCUACCCGACAGGUGUCAAGAACAUGGAGGUCCCCGCCCACGAGUCUCGCGUCCUCCACAGCUGCCUCAGCCCCGAUGGCCAGAUGCUCGCCACCGCUGCCGCCGACGAGUCUCUCAAAUUUUGGAAGAUCUUCGAGAAGAAGCCCGGCCAGCCUUCUGUGGCUGCUGCUGGCUCUGCUUCUAUGAAGCCUAGCGUUGUCAAGCAGAUGACGAUCCGUUAAAUCCGGUCCAUCACUGCAGGGGGAACGUUUGGGGUUGCAAGGGGUUGGAACACAGGCACUCCGAGAGGGAGUGGAGCAGGUGGCUCACAAUUACAAGACCGGCUUGCGCAACGGAGCCGUCUUCAUUGAUCCGACUCUACGCGCAACGGUAAGUUGGUAAGUAUCACAAUCAUCUCGUUUGGGUAUGUGACGCGAUCCUUUCUCUCGAGAAGGACCUCCACAUCGACCCUCGGAAAUGUGUCAAUUCGGCUGGGUUCUAUGAACUCUUGAUUCAGCGAGGCGUCUCGGAAGCAUUGCAUGGCGUUGGGAAAUUAUAGCUUUCGAGCGUCCUAUGGACACGAGUUCAUGAGUUACGAUUUUGGAAAUUAAUCCAGUCGUUGUUAUUUCGAGGUGUUCUUGGUCAAGUUACCUGUCUACAAGGGGUUAUUCUUUGGCUUAGGAUAUACGUCAUAAAAAGUGAAUGAAACAUUCAAACGAUCAUCAUGCCAA
Cucurbitaria berberidis CBS 394.84 is the source of this 2392-nucleotide messenger RNA. Its product is annotated as WD40 repeat-like protein. NCBI's taxonomy places the organism in Eukaryota, Fungi, Ascomycota, Dothideomycetes, Pleosporales, Cucurbitariaceae. The transcript has 2 exons. Gene Ontology annotation, cellular component: anaphase-promoting complex. The record is from RefSeq and is a predicted model, not a curated record. Gene Ontology annotation, biological process: positive regulation of anaphase-promoting complex-dependent catabolic process; anaphase-promoting complex-dependent catabolic process; positive regulation of ubiquitin protein ligase activity. Gene Ontology annotation, molecular function: ubiquitin ligase activator activity; protein binding; anaphase-promoting complex binding. The coding region runs from base 113 to 1903 and encodes 596 amino acids.